AUGGACACCGAACCGAAGCCAGCGUGUGUUGUGCAGCAGGCUCAGUGCCCAGGAAUGAAGUGCCCUCCUUCAGAGGACUUUCCUCCUCAGAUAAGACUGUCUGAAAAGAUACCACCAGUGAAGCCUUGCUUCAAGAAGAAGCAGCAAGUGCAGAAGAGACUGGACACAGAAACUCUCCGGGCUUUGCGGCCAAUCUUCACCAGUUUGCUGGGAGCUGGGACCUUGGAUAGGGUCUUUGUGCCCCGAGGCCAAGGUGGCAGUCAUAGUGAUUUAUGUGAACCUGCUGUGAAAAAGACUCUGGACCUCGGUGCUUCUUGCCCCCAACCGGAAAGUAGCGUGACUGUGCUGAUGCCAACAGCUCCAGAUGUGCAGAGUCAGUUGCCAGUAGCUCAUCCUUCUUCCGGGCAUCCUGAGCAGGAUGUCCAACCAGGAGAGCAAGCCUUCUCGCCAGAAACUACUCCUGGAACUGCUGCUGAUAAUAGUAAUGAAUCAUUCCAGGAUCAUCCUUUGCACUCAACUGCUAGUGAUGGUGCAGCUUGUCCUUUGUUCCCAGACAAGAUUCUGGAAAGCUACACAUCUGGCUUAUUCCAAGAGAACAGCUGUCCGAUGCAAUACAAUUUGAACCCAAGCAAUAAAUUUAGUGCUGGGAUAUUCCAGGAUAAAAGUGAAGAAGCUUCUCUUGACCUGGUGUUUGAGCUCUUGAACCAGCUGCAAUAUCACACCCAUCAGGAAGACGGAAUAGAAAUCUGUGUGGAUUUUCUCCAGGGCACUUGUGUUUAUGGCAGUGAUUGUCCCAAACAUCACACAGUCUUGCCGUAUCAUUGGCAAGUGAGAAGGACAGCAACCCAGAGUUGGCAAAGCGUGACCAAUGAUGCCCAGGAGCAUCUGGAAAGACUCUACUGCAACCCUGACAAUGACAGGAUCAAAGUGAAGUAUCGGGGACAUGAGUUUUGGGUGGAUUUGAAUGUUAUGAAAUUAUAUGAAACUGUUGAGUUCGACCAAAUGCGGCGGCUGUCCACACCUUCCUGCCCCAGCUCCAGCUCCAACUACUACACUGUCUGGAAAUACUUCUGCAGGGACCACUUUGGCUGGAGAGAGUACUCUGAGCCAGUUGUAAGACUGAUAGAAGAAGCCAGCUGCCGGGGUCUGAAAGAGGUUCGGUUUGUCACCUGGCAUAAUCAGUAUAUCUUAAACAUCAAAGAUGGAUUCCAGCAAAAUGCGUGUUUCAGAAGAGAAAUCAAGAGGAGACCCCUCCUUCGCUCGUGCGUCGUGCUGAUGCCGUUUUUACAGACCUUAGGUGGUAAUUCUCCAGUACCCUCUCCUUCAGCUGAACCGGCUUCCUCACAUGUCUUAUCUCCAGCUGCUGUUACCUCUCCAAACUUCUAUCCUGAAACCUGGAUUAGUAUGGAUCCAUCUCAGGACUUCAUCCAAGUGCCUGUUCUGAAGGAAGAUAAAAGCUAUAGAACCAUUUAUAACCUGUUUCACAAGACUGUGCCAGAGACCAAAUAUAAAAUUUUGAAAAUUCUGAGAGUGCAGAAUCAGUUUCUUUGGGAGAAAUAUAAAAGGAAAAAGGAAUAUAUGUCAAAAAAGAUGACUGGGCUUGACAGGAUAAUGAACGAAAGGCAUUUGUUCCAUGGCACCUCCCAGGACGUGGUGGAUGGAAUCUGCAAGCACAACUUCGACCCGCGCGUCUGUGGGAAGCACGCCACCAUGUUUGGACAGGGCAGUUACUUUGCCAGAAAGGCGAGCUAUUCCCAUAACUUUUCCAAAAGGUCACCCAAAGGAGUUCAUUACAUGUUCCUGGCCAAAGUGCUGACAGGAAGGUACACGGUGGGUAACCACACCAUGAGGAGACCGCCACCGGUGAACCCCGGCAGCAUUACCAGCGACCUCUACGACUCCUGUGUGGACAAUUACUUUGAGCCUCAGAUUUUUGUCAUUUUUAAUGAUGAUCAGAGCUACCCUUAUUUUAUUAUCCAAUAUGAAGAACUUAGCCACACGGUCUCCAUUUGAAAACCUGUGCUGCUAAAUUAUUCAUUGUAAUAAACUCUCUCAUCUGGCAUUGAUAGCAGUUUUUGUGGGGAAAAAAAAAUGUGGACAUUGCAAAACUGAUUAAAUUACUUGCUUGGAAGGAACUAAAUCUCAAAAGAUAGAAAAGAUCUGAAGUGACCAAUUGUGCACUUGCUGUUUGAUUAUGUAUGUGCAAAUUGUAAAUAUUUUUCCAUUGUUUAUAGUUGAAAAUCUUUUGUUAUAAAACACUGUUUAUUUAUGUUAGUAAAUAUUCAUGUUUAAAA
Messenger RNA from Phaethon lepturus (White-tailed tropicbird), 2294 nucleotides. RefSeq names its product TCDD-inducible poly(ADP-ribose) polymerase (gene TIPARP). NCBI's taxonomy places the organism in Eukaryota, Metazoa, Chordata, Aves, Phaethontiformes, Phaethontidae. Bases 1 to 2013 code for a protein of 670 amino acids. The transcript is spliced from 5 exons. Gene Ontology annotation, molecular function: zinc ion binding; NAD+ poly-ADP-ribosyltransferase activity. The record is from RefSeq and is a predicted model, not a curated record.